AUGGUCCUCACCGUCCUCACCGACAGUGAUGUGAACAAGAUCCUGCACUCCUUCGACCGCGAUGAUAUACUCGAGCUUCAAGCAUCUCUGGCGGAUGCACUUCACUGGUAUAGCACAAGCAACGACGCCAACGACUGUUGCUCCGACUUUCAACCUGAACGGACAGUGCUGAAACGAAAAGAUGGCUCGACUACUCUUUUCAUGCCUGCAAGUGACAUGACUGGGCAGGGCAUCAAAGUCGUGAAUGUCAUCCCACCGGAUGCAUCUGGCUUGCCGAGUAUGUCCGAGCUGGCGGAGAGCUUGAGCGACCAGAGCUCGACAGCAAGUCCACGAGCUAGUAUCUCGACGACUAGCACGGGUGAUAGUGUGAUCAGUCCUUCGGGUACGGCGAGCUCGGCAGCCAGUAUCAAGACGGCAAGCACAGGUCAAACAUCCAUCUCAUCCAAGGCAGACGGAACAGCCUCAUCCGGCAGUUCGACGAUCCACGGCUCUCUCACCCUCCUGGAUAGUCUAGGUCGUACGACAGGUCUCAUCAACGCCGGCGAGUUGACCGCUUUCCGUACCGCUCUUGCCUCGACUAUGCUCCUCAAGAAACGUCAUUCCGUGCACGAUGUUACCGUCUUCGGAGCCGGAAAACAAGCCUACUGGCAUCUCCGCCUGGCAAUGCUACUGCGCCCCGGUGAGAUUCACCAUGUGAACAUGAUCACUCGCAAUUUCGAUAGCGCACGAAGUUGUCUGAUGAGGAUAUACAACCCGCAACCCGAUGAUCCAGAGUAUGUGAAUCCCGUGGGACACAAGUAUAACAGUAAGACGAAGACGAAUAUCCUCACACCAGGCCAUACGGAAUACGAAAGACUACUCAAGGACUUCGUGAGGAGUAGUAAUGUCAUAUUCUGCACUACACCUUCCAACACACCACUAUUCCCGGCCACGUAUCUCACCAAUCCGGAAGGGAGGAAGAAGGGCCGCUACAUUGCUUGUAUCGGCUCCUACAAACCACAUAUGGUAGAGCUCCAUCCAGAUGUCCUCCGUGACGCCGUCGCACCUCAUCACGAGCAUAAACACCUUCAUCGACGACAAAAAGAGGGCGGCGCAGUCAUCGUCGAUACCGUCUCCGGUUGCUUGAAGGAGGCAGGCGAAAUCAUUCAAGCUAAACUCUUGCCGGACCAGGUCGUUGAGCUAGGAGAACUGUUCAUGUUGAAGCGGGAGGCGGAACGGCAGAAGGCGGCGCAUGGGCAUAAGGAAGAUGUGAAGGGGUGUCAGUUUCAGGGGAACUCGGGGCUGAUGGAGUGGUUGACGAAGGGGAAUGUGAUUUAUAAGUCUGUGGGUUUGGGGUUGAUGGAUGUCGUUGUUGGCAGUGAGUUGGUUAGGAUGGGGAGGGAGAGGGGGGUGGGGACUACGAUUGAGGAGUUUUAG
Recurvomyces mirabilis is the source of this 1416-nucleotide messenger RNA. RefSeq lists its product as uncharacterized. NCBI's taxonomy places the organism in Eukaryota, Fungi, Ascomycota, Dothideomycetes, Mycosphaerellales, Teratosphaeriaceae. The transcript has a single exon. Bases 1 to 1416 code for a protein of 471 amino acids. Gene Ontology annotation, cellular component: cytoplasm. The record is from RefSeq and is a predicted model, not a curated record.